This is a messenger RNA of Meriones unguiculatus (Mongolian gerbil), 2131 nucleotides long. RefSeq names its product rhomboid domain containing 3 (gene Rhbdd3). Lineage: Eukaryota; Metazoa; Chordata; Mammalia; Rodentia; Muridae. Gene Ontology annotation, cellular component: membrane. The transcript has 10 exons. The record is from RefSeq and is a predicted model, not a curated record. Gene Ontology annotation, molecular function: serine-type endopeptidase activity; protein binding. Bases 708 to 1994 code for a protein of 428 amino acids.
AGAGCCGGACGUGACGUGUGGCUCAGAGAGGCGCCUCAGGGGCCGGCGCGCUGGCCGGCGAGUGGCUCCCACCAACCCCAGGGAUCCUCCGCGAGAGGCCCGGCGGCUUGGAAUGGUUACGCCCGCCGGCUCUAGGGAGCGUCUCCGAAGAGUGUGCCCUGGAGGGAGACGGAGGCUGGCGGGAGGGCUUGGGGCGGGGGAAGGGAUCCCGGCCUGGAACAACUGCUGACUAAUCGACAGGCGGGAUCACGCGCCCGUAAAAAGAAAACCCGGGCCCAAGAGACUGAGUCUUUUGCACAAAGUUACAAAGCUGAGUUGGACCCAGGCCCCGGGACUCCCCUCUCUGUGCCACCCGGAAGCAUCUCCCCUGCCCUUGACUUCCCACUCUGCCCUCCCGGCUCCCCAGUAAGGAGCAGCAGCUGGAGUCAUUAUUUGACUUUUACAAGAUCCGUUUUAUUAAUUGAAGAUAUGGCUGGAGAUGAAGGCGCAGUGUUACUGCUUGCCUAGGAUGUGUGAGGCCCAGGUUUCUAAUCCCAUCACCAAGAGAGAGACGAGACUGGUCGGGAGGACUCGAGGUCCAGUUCCGUGUACCCAUGGACCUGUCUCUUAGUGCCCAGGGAUGGGAUGGUUGUGAGAAGGUGCAAGAGGAAGCUUCAGUCUAGGGGACCCUGCCUCCAGCCCUGGGAAGCAAGUGCAGGUGCCUAUGUAUGCUAGCAUUCAGCCUCAGGACCACCUUUAACCACCAUCAACCAAACUAUGCAUGCCUGGGACCCCCCUGGCUCACAGUCCCAGACACUGCCGCUUGCUUCCUCAGUCCUGAUGCUGCUGCUGAGCUGCCUGUGGUUAGUAGGGGCUGGCCCCAGCCUCACAUUGGCUCCAGAGCUGCUAAUGGACCCCUGGCAGGCUUUCCCUGGAAAGAAGGACCAAGGUCUUCAUCCAAACAUCCUUCCCACAAACUUCCCUCCAGGUUGCAUUUUAGGAACCCAAAUGUUGAGAGAGUGCACCGUCUGCUGACCCAUGCCGUGGGCCACACUGCACUGCCAGGCCUGCUCCUCAGCCUGCUGCUCCUGCCCACCCUGGGAUGGUGGCAGGAGUGCCACCUGGGCACGCUGCGCUUCCUGCACAACUCCACCCUGCUUGCCCUGGCCACUGGGCUGCUGGCUGUGCUGCUGGCAGGCCUCGGGGUGUCUAGUGCAGCUGGGGGCUGUGGCUACAUGCCUGUCCAUCUGGCCAUGCUGGCAGGGCACAGUUACUACCCUGGAUGGCCUCAGGGGACUCUGCCACCAUGGCUGCUCCCAUGGCUGCUGCUGGCCCUGACCCUGCUGCUAGGCUCUGAACCACCCUUCCUGCAGCUCCUGUGUGGCCUUCUGGCUGGCCUAGCCUAUGCUGCUGGGGCCUUCCGGUGGCUGGAGCUCUCGGAGCGGAGACUGCAGCUGUUACAGGAGGGUGUUCUUUGCAGGACUCUGGCCCGGUGCUGGCCACUGAGGCUCCUUCCUACCCCAGGCAGUCUGGCUGAACUGCCUGUCACUUACCCUGCUGGAGUGAGGCCUGCUGUCCCUGGACCUCCUUACCUGCCCCCCUCAAGCUCCUGGACUCACAGUGAUGGCUCUGCCCAGCACCCCCCAGGCCUGACAUGGAAGGACUCAGAGAGCAGCUUGGGCUGGGCUGGGUCCAGCUUUGCUCCAGGAACCCCAAUGUGGGCAGCCCUAGACGAGCAAAUGCUACAGGAGGGGAUCCAGGCCUCACUUCUCGAUGCGGCAGUCCAGGGUCCCCAGAGCUCGCUUUGGUUGCCCAAGUCUCCUGUAUCUUCUCUACGGCUGCAGCAGCUACAGCACAUGGGGUUCCCUACUGAGAAGGCUGCAGUGGCUUUGGCAGCUACUGGACGUGUGGAGGGGGCAGUGUCACUGCUGGUGGAAGGCCUAGUGGAAACUGAGGCCCCAGUAACCGACGGGAGAAGUGGUUCUGCCCAUUGCAAGGGCACUGGGCCCUCAUAGUCCAAGACGAGUGGGCUUGGUCUGAGUCCUUGCCCUAUCUACUUGAGGGCUUGGUGGGGUGUUGAAAGCACUAGGGGCAGGAGCGGGCCCCAGCAUGUUGCCCUGGUACUAAGAAUAAAAGCUGAUUGGUUUUUCAA